UCUCUAGUGUACAGUACAAACAAGAUUUCCGCUGCUGUCACUGAUAUUAGUUCAGUUGGAAUUGAAAGAAGCUAGAUCUUUUCCGGUUGUACAGCACACCGAGCAACAUGGGAAAACCUCGUGGUCUUCGUACAGCACGUAAGCACGUCAAUCACAGACGUGAUCAACGAUGGAAUGAUAAGGAUUACAAGAAAGCGCACUUGGGAACGAGGUGGAAGGCGAAUCCAUUUGGCGGUGCGUCCCACGCCAAGGGGAUUGUUUUAGAGAAAGUUGGCGUAGAAGCUAAACAGCCGAACUCGGCUAUUCGUAAAUGCGUCAGGGUUCAACUAAUUAAAAACGGCAAGAAGAUCACAGCCUUCGUGCCUAGAGACGGGUGUUUAAACAACAUCGAGGAGAAUGAUGAAGUUCUCGUCGCGGGAUUUGGUCGUAAGGGACAUGCCGUCGGCGACAUUCCAGGAGUAAGAUUCAAGGUGGUCAAGGUCGCUAAUGUAUCAUUACUUGCUCUUUACAAAGAGAAGAAAGAGCGACCCAGGUCUUAAGAGAUCAUUAUGUACCCCUGUGUUUUUAAAUAAAUUAGCUAUAUAUACAACACCAA
Ceratina calcarata is the source of this 595-nucleotide messenger RNA. It is a transcript of the gene RpS23, whose product is annotated as ribosomal protein S23. Gene Ontology annotation, biological process: translation. Gene Ontology annotation, cellular component: small ribosomal subunit; ribosome. Gene Ontology annotation, molecular function: structural constituent of ribosome. NCBI's taxonomy places the organism in Eukaryota, Metazoa, Arthropoda, Insecta, Hymenoptera, Apidae. The record is from RefSeq and is a predicted model, not a curated record. Bases 108 to 539 code for a protein of 143 amino acids. The transcript has 3 exons.